AUCAGUAUCUGCCUCGAAUGACUCACUUGUGAUUUUUUCAUAAAGUUAUAACGAAGUUGUUGUUAUUUUAAUCGCAGUUAUCUCAGCACAGUUGUUGGAAAAGGUAUAAUUUGUUUUGAAAUCAAGAAUUUAUUAUUGGGCUGCAUCCGCAAUAAAAAUAAUUGUAUAAACAUGUUGCUGAUCAUAUUUCUCAUAUCUGUGAUCAGUCUGAUAUACCUGAGGUGGACUUAUACUCGUGAGUACUGGAGGAGGAGGAAUGUGCCGUACUUACCUCCCUAUCCUAUGGUGGGGAAUCUCACGUUCUUACAGAGGGUUAACCCGGGGAUAUGGAUGCGUCAGCUGAACCAUUUUGACCCCUACGUGGGAGUCUGGUGGUUCUGGAGGCCGGUCCUCAUCAUCAACAGCCCGGAGAUAGCCAAGAAUGUCCUGGUGAAGGACUUUGGUAACUUCAAAAAUAGACUCCUGGCUUCUGGAGCAAAUGAUCCUUUGGGAGCACUCAAUAUAUUUACUGUUGAUGAUCCCAUCUGGUCUGAAGUGCGAAGGUCGCUUACCAAAGUGUUUUCUUCAGCGAAACUGAAGCAGAUUCACCCCUUCAUGAUGAGCAAGUCAGGCCAACUUGUGCAACGGAUUAAGAAGGAUAUUGACACAGAAAUUAAUUUGAGGGAGGUAUUCGUGGACUACACCACCGACAUCAUCAGUACUUUCGCUUUCGGUAUAGAGAGUGACGCGACGCUGACAGGCGAGGGGCCGCUGCGGACCGUCGCCACGGGGUUCAUGACCUACGAUCUGUAUAGAGGGCUGGCCUGGUGCAGCAUCUUCUUCUGGCCAGAGCUGGUCGAGCUGUUCAGAUUUACGUUUUACCCGAAAUCAGCUACGGACUACUUUAGACGGGUCAUUGACACCUUGUCCGCUCAGUAUGUUGAGAAGGGGAACAGUGGACAGAGUGUACUGGACAUACUCAUACGGUUGAGGGAGGAGAAUCAAGAUUCUGAAUUGUACACAAACGACCUGAUCGUGGCUCAAGCGGCCAUAUUCAUGUUGGGAGGUUUCGACACCACGGCGUCCAUGAUCACCUUCAUCAUAUAUGAGCUGGCACACAAUACAGAAAUACAGGAGAAAUUGUUCGAUGAACUUGAAAACGCAAAACAAAUGUCCAACAAUCCCUUUGACUACAAACAACUAUCGGAGUUAAAUUACUUGGACUGCGUUAUUAAAGAGGGUCUAAGAAAAUAUCCACCGAUGGGUUGGCUGGACAGAAAAGCUAUAGAAGAUUAUAAUAUUGACGACAAACUGACCAUCAAAGCAGGCACUCCUAUCUAUGUAAACACUAUUGGCAUGCAUUACAAUCCAAAAUAUUUCCCAAAUCCAGAAGAAUUUGAUCCCGAUAGGUUUUUACCUGAAAAUGAGAAGAACAUCCAACCUUAUACUUACAUGCCGUUUGGAGACGGACCUAGGAAUUGUGUUGGGCAAAGAUUCGCAAUGCUGUCCCUACGAACAGCGGUAUCAAAGAUCAUCUCCAACUUCAGAAUAUCACCUUUGCCGAAUAAACCUGUACCCUCCAAGGUACAGAUAGAAAGAAGAGGAUUGUUUUAUUCGCCCGGUGAAAAACUCAGUGUAAAAUUUACAUCUAGAGUAUAAAUAAAAGAUCUGAAGAUUUA
This is a messenger RNA of Aricia agestis (brown argus), 1658 nucleotides long. RefSeq names its product cytochrome P450 6k1-like. Bases 172 to 1638 code for a protein of 488 amino acids. Lineage: Eukaryota; Metazoa; Arthropoda; Insecta; Lepidoptera; Lycaenidae. Gene Ontology annotation, molecular function: oxidoreductase activity, acting on paired donors, with incorporation or reduction of molecular oxygen; monooxygenase activity; iron ion binding. The record is from RefSeq and is a predicted model, not a curated record. The transcript has 10 exons.